CUCCCUCCCUCCCUCCCAGCCCGGCGGUACCCUAACCAGCGCGGUCAUUUGCGGGCCUGAGCUGGUCCGUGCCGCAACCGCUGCCGCCGCUCCCUCCAGCCUCCGCAGCGGCCUCAAGGUGUGAAAACUCGCGAGUGUGCGACGGAGGGACGCUUGAGUGUGUGUGUGUGCGUGCGUGCAAAGGACACACUUAUUCUUUAAAAAAAAAAAAAAAAAAAAAAACUCCCCGUGGUGUGCGUCGAAGGAACAUACUGAAGAAAACUCUAUAUACCAGAAGACCUGUCGACGAAGAGGAUAUUUUUUUAUUCCCACUGGACUUCGAUAUUUAUUCGCGUUUCUUCGAUUCUUCAUUCGUGGUGAUUUGAGUUCGUUCUUGUUGUUAUUGACAUCGAUGGUUAUUUACAAUUCGGUGACCUGGUGACUGGUAUUUAUUUAGUGUUGUGGUGAUUGCGACCGGGUGAGCUGUGAUAAAGAUUCUAGUGAUGAAAAGAAAUUGGAAACCGAUAAAAUAAUACGUCCCUUUAUUUAAUAAAACGUGAUACGCGAGUGCAAAUAAUCAUAGUCAGUAGCGAUAAAUAACGAUAGUGAUAAUUACUAAUAUUAGUGAACUUCAUCGUUGAUGUGAACUGUAUACGAUAUAAAAAAAAAAAGUAAGAAUAUCUUUCCCCGAAAUAUUUAUUUUGUGAAUAGCCACCUUACAUUUCCUACAUAGCAAUCUAGAUCAACUCACAAGAGAACACUAUUAAACCAAACGAGAAGAAAGAAGUGCGAGCGAACAAAUCAUCAAAAAGACAAAAAAAAAAAAACAUCAGUAAUUCAAGACAGGAAGAGAGAAGGAAAGAGAGAGAGAGAGAGAGACACAAAAAAUCCACAAACACAGCUUAGCCUGUAAUUCAAGUCCACGCAGGCUACUGAGCUAUAGACACCGAAAAGACAUUAGUUUUUGACCGCGGAGUCUGAAGAGGCGAAUGUUAUGCUUAAUGAACCUUGCGUGAAUUACAGAGAUUGGAAAAUAAAUAGAUAAGGGAUUUAAUAGAUAGUGAUAAUCGUCGUGGACAGCCUAGGAAGUGAUGGUGUGAGAUUGUCUACUAAUUCCGAUAGACAAAGCGAGGAGGAGAUGAAUAGAUAGGAAGAAAUAUGAUACAUGAAUUCAAAUGAUACAUGAUAUCAAAGAAAGAAACUGUUAAGAAAAAAAAAAUAGAGAACCUCGAUUUGAAAACACACAAAAUACCAGAUUGACACAUUUUGAGAGAGAGAAAAAAAAAUCAUAAUUAUAGAAAUAAAAAGAAUAAAACUAACCCGUCUCCCAUCAAACUCUACAAAGUGAAAAAAAAAAUAUAAGAGUUAAAGAGUUUAAGGAAAAAUAAACGAAGAUUUUAAGAGACCCAAUUAUUCACCGAGAGUCGUCCACUGCAAAACAUCAGCCAUGGAGGAACAGGACGCAGAGGAAACGACCAUGUCACCGCUGAUGCAAGUUUACCUCAAGAUCAAAUUAGGAAAGCUUCUAGAGUCGCUGAAGAACAACGGCGUCGGGGCCUCGGGCGAGGGGGGCGCAGAACCCCCCACGCCCCCCCACACCCCCCAGAGGGACGGCGUCCACUCGGCUCCCUCCGACGGGGGCGCGGGACGGCUCCAGCCCCCGCCGCAGGUCCUCGAGCCCCUCCAGCAGCAGGCGCUACAGGCGAGGAUGCUCGGCGGAGGCAACUUCUCCACGCUGCUCACCCUGGCCGCUCUUCAGGACGGGAAGGGCGUCCCAGGGCAUGGCGUCCCCCUCCCCCCCACGAUGGACACCCACAAGUCCUUGCCCACCACGCCCACCACGCCCACAUCUACAGCCGUGACGCCCGGCCUCGCGGGGCUCUCGCUGGGCUCGGGGGGGUCCGCCCCCUCGUCCCUUGUGGCAGGCGGCAUGGGCGUCCGCGACCCCCUCAAGCCUCAGCUCGACUACUCCCGCUACGUGAAGCCCUUCAGCUCGGCCCUGGAGUGCGGCACCCUCUCCUGCAGGGAACACAACCUCAGAGAACACUUCCACUGCCUGGAGUGCGACUCGAAGGUGUUCAGCAAGAAGGAGGAGAUGAUCAGGCACUUCAAGUGGCACAAGAAACGGGACGAGAGCCUCCAACAUGGCUUCAUGAGGUACUCGCCCUCUGACGACUGCUCUGACCGCUUCUCCAACUGCUCACACAACCGCAAGCAGACGCAUUACCACUGCCUCAAGGAGGGAUGCGACAAAGUGUACAUCAGCACAUCGGACGUUCAGAUGCACGCGAACUACCACCGGAAGGACUCGGCCAUCAUGCAGGAGGGCUUCCAGAGAUUCCGGGCUUCAGAGGACUGCAACCAGCCCGGGUGUUCCUUCAGCGGCCAGAGGACAACCCACUUCCACUGCAUGAGGACCGGAUGCAACUACACGUUCAAGAACAAGGCGGAUAUGGAGAAGCACAAGACUUACCACAUCAAGGACGAACAGCUGACUAAGGACGGCUUCAAGAAGUUCAUGAAACAGGAGGAGUGUCCUUACGACGGUUGCAAAUUCUCCCGCGUCGUCAACCACAUCCACUGCAUUCGGCCGGAGUGCAACUAUGUACUCCACUCCUCCGGCCAGAUCUUCGCCCACAAGGUGCUCACCAACACUCUCCUCUUACACCUGAGGAAGCACGAGCGACAGGACCACGAGCGCGCCUACAGGAAGUACAAGCUGGCGCAGACGAUGCUGGGCAUGCCCGAGGGCCACCCCGCCCUCACGCCCCUGCUGCACGAGGCGCUGCGACCCCUCGGCAGUCUGGCCGGACACAUGGUCAACCCCAUGGUGGGUCCCCUCGGCCCCAUGUGCUCGGCCGACCAGCGCAGCGAGGACUCGUCGUCGCCGCUGGGGCCCGCGCCCGCGCCCGCCAUGCCGCUCUCGCUGCAGCGCCCGCCCGGCGCCCUCAUGGGCGGCUUCCCUCCCCCCGGCCUGGUGGAGUCGCAGCACCCGCUGGCGCGCCUGCUGGGCGUGGGGCCCCCGCCCGCCUCGCACGGCCUCUUCCCGGGCGCCUCGGCCACCAGCUCGGCCUCCACGCCCGCGUCCUCGUCCUCGGGCAACGCCUCGCCCGUCGACCUCAGCCUCAGCAUGGGCGGCGGCGACGACCGCGAGUGGGAGCGCUACGUGCGCUGCUACGGGCGCGAGGACGCGUGCCGCGUGGGCUGCGACCUGUCGGGCGCCGAGCACUGGCACUGCGACGAGUGCGAGACGGUCUUCCGCGGGCGCGAGGGCGCGCGCGACCACGGCCACGUGCACGAGCAGCAGGCGGCCAUCACGGACGAUCACUACACGCGCGUGUGCGCGGGCGAGGACCCGCGCCCGUGCCCGCCCGACUGCCCCGUGCAGGACCACGCCGACCACUUCCACUGCAACUGGGAGGGGUGCGGGGAGGCCGUCCUCAGCUCGGGCGACAAGCCCUUCCGCCGCCUGGAACACUUCCGGAUGCACGACUACGCCCGCCGCCUCGCCCUGGCCACCUCGCCGGGGGCUGCGGGCGCGGGCGGGCCCAUGGGCGUGGCCGCCGUCACCUCCGUCGACGCCAUGUUCAAGCGGAAGCGAGGUCGCCCGCCCAAGAACAGGAUCAUUGAGGUUUGGAAUGACUACCUUCCUGUGUCCAGCGCCCACGACUCUCCGCAAGCCAUCUUCACCAGCUUCAAGCUCCCGAAGACGUCUCCGCCGCCGCAUGGGCCGUCCCUGACCCUGCCCCCCGUCCUGGCCAGCCACCCCAUGACGCCCCUGGGCCACCUGGCGCACAUGGGCCGCGACGCCUCGCCGCCUGGCCUCAUCAUGUCCAGCUCCGCCAACACCUCCACCAGCACCACCAGCAGCGUCGUCCCCCAGCCCGCCAUCCUCGGGGGACACCUGGGCGGACCCCUGGGCGGACCCCAGCCCAUCCUCCUGCCGCUCCGGGGGCCGCUGCUCGCCAAUCCGCUGCAGCCUCAGGCGGAGGUGGUAGACGGGUUCUACCCCUGGGCCGAGGGCGUGGCCUGCCCCGACCAACUGUGCCCACUGCUGGGGCGCCGCCACUACCACUGCGCCCACCCGAGGUGUCUGUACGUCACCGCCCACACCGACGUCCUCCCGCUCCACGCCCACGAUUUCCACGAGAACACGCCCAUCCCCGAAGGGUUCAUUGCCAUCGACCGCAACAUUGACUGUCGGUCACCAAACUGUCAGAGCAACAAGGUGAACAAGCACUUCCACUGCACGCGCUGCGGCUUCUCAUUCGUGCGGUACCAGACCCUCGAGUCCCACGCGGAGAAGCACCAGCAGGAGGACGAGGGCGUGGCGGUCACGGGCGGCGCCACCCACCACAGCCUCGGCCCGCAGUCGCCCAUCUACCUGAAGAAGCCCCGGCCGGACAGCCCAAUGGACACGCCGGCCUCCGGGGGCCCCGCCGGCAGGGACUCGCCCUCCAAAGGACAAGAUCUUUCGCCUCCAGUGGUCAAGUCCUCAGGGAUCUUCUACCCGCUGUCGCCCUUCCCGACGGGCAACCCCGGCGGCAUCCGGCCGCCCAACGCGGCGCGCGGCGAACCCGGCGCCCUCGUGACGCCCAUCCCACCCUCGACGCGCCCGCAGAUGUCCACCACGUUCACGCUGCCCGUGUCGGGGAGCCUCACCAUUACCGCGACGCGCCGCUCGCCGGGGCCGCAGGCGGCGCAUUCGCCGGUGCGCGACCGCAUGGAACAGGGCGACGCCGACGACCGCGUCCACGACUUCGAGGCAGAAGCCGCCCGCUCGCUGGGCGUGCUGGGCGGUGACCCGUACUCGGCGCGCCUCCUGCAGCAGAUGACGGCCGAGCAGGCGCCCCUCGCGGCCGCCCUGGGCGCCGACUGGAUGAACCCCGAGCGCCACCCGCAGUACGGGCCGGACUUCUCGUGCGGGCGCCCCUUCUGCAAGCUCAAGAAGAAGGAGCACUACCACUGCCAGGUGUGCAACCAGGCCUUCAGCGAGCACGAGAAGCUGCGGCCGCACCUGCUGAAGCACGCCGCAUGCGGCCCCAUGACGCCCGGCGGUAUGGCGGCGGCGAGCGACGAGGACCCGCCGACGCAGGUGAAGGAGGAGGCGGACGAUGCGGGCCAGGCGCCGUCCGAGAGCGGCGAGCGCCCCUCCAGCCCGCGCAGCCCCAGCGAGAGCACGAGCAGCAGCAUGGGCGCCACGCCCCUGGCCGCGCCCGCCAGCAGCCCGCGCUCCCUCAGCGCGAGCAGCAUCUCAGGGAGCAUCAGCGGCCCUCAGUUCCCGCUGGUGUAUACGCAGGCGGCCAGCUUCCCCGGGCUGCCCACGCCCUUCGGGCCGCAUCUCGGCAUGGCGGGCAUGUUCCCGGGCACCAUCCCCCGCCUGCUGCCGCCCACGGCCUGGCAGGUGCACCCCGCGCUAGCCGCCAUGGCCCACCAGGGGCUCAUGCUGCCGGGCGUCAGACCCAACGGCGAGAUGCCCCACGGCUCGCCCGGCCCCGGGGGCAUGCCUGGCGUGAGCCCAGGGCUGCCGCCGGGCCUGCAGGGAUCGGGUGACCACAACCCCGUGCUGCCCGCCACGCUGGGGCCGUCGCCGCACCUGGCGCUGCUCGGCAAGCGGCUCGGCGCCGACGACUUCGCCUCGCAGGACGCCAAGAAGAUCCGCUCCAACCACUCCAUGCGCCUCCUCAAGGACGAGCCUGUGCCCGACGGCUACGUGCGCUUCAGGUUCAACGAGGACUGUCAGUACCCGCACUGCGGCUACCGGGAGCACCAGACCCACUUCCACUGCAUGCGGAAGGACUGCGGUUACUCGUUCUGCGACAAGACGCGGUUCGUGCAGCACACGGCGCGCCACGAGCGCCUCGACACCCUCAUGGGCGGGGACUUCAACCAGUUCCGGUCCAACGUGCCGUGCGGGCGCCCCGACUGCGUCUACGCCUCCAUGAUAGGCCAGCAGCAAAACAAGGCGUCGCACUUCCACUGCCUCAAGUGCGACUUCGUGUGCACAGACACCAACAAGGUCGUGGCGCAUCGGCGGCAGCACCAGAAGCGCGACUCCAUCAACGCCGCCGGCUUCGAGAAGUUCACGCCGUCGCAGCCGUGUGGCGUCCAGGGCUGCAACCACAACCAGAAGCAGACGCACUACCACUGCCUCAAGUGCCAGUACUCGGUGCUGGGCCUCAGCCAGAUGUCCGCCCAUCGCUUCCGCCACCUCGAAUGAAGUUGGUUCGGGGAGUAGUCUAGCGAGAUGCUCCCCUCAUGCGCCCCGCCGCGCCGCCGCCACAGCCUCGAGUGCCGCCGCCGCCCCCGUCGCCGCCGCCGCGGUCGUCGGGCGAGCGGGCGACGCAGGAACGCGGCAGGUCGUCGAGAGAGAGAGAGCUGGGCGUGCCGGCGGCGGGAGAAGGGCGUUCUUCCAGACUGCCUUGGAAAGUAGCGCUGGAAGACCUAUGUCUUGAAAGAACACCUCAGGCGGGCACGUUUUAGUCCCCGCCGCAGAGACGGAGAGUAGUACGGCGCUCGGCGCCCGUGUACUAUAGCGUAUGUUAUCUUUUAGCCGUACAUAUCAUUGUAACAUACCAACUGGUGUAGUUGUUAUACUUUCUACUGUACCUUGUAUCCAGUUUUUUGCUAGACAGAGGAAUUUGUACGAGCGAAGAAUUUGUGUUGAAGGACAAAAAAUAUAGAUAUUGCUCUUAGGAACUCCUGUGUACAAUAGAGAGAACGGGGGAGAGAAACCAUGUUGUAUACGGUGUUGUGGUUGUUCUACUCGGUGACUUAUAGUCAAGGGCCAGUGGGCGGUGACCGGGGCAGCAGCCCGAGGGCGAGGCCUGGGUCACCAGGGCGGGCCAGGUCAGCGCACGCCUGGCCUGGCCCCCCACCGCCGCCCCUGCCGAUUUCCACGCUUUGUGGACUAUAAACUGUGUUAAUCUGUUGGUUUGCUACGAACCAAUAUUAUCCUUAACUAAUUAUUAUUUUCCUGGAUGUAUGUGAUGCCGAUGAUGAUUAUGUAUUCUAUUGGUAUUCAAUACCAAGCAACCGAAGCCUCAGACCUGAACGAAACCCGAGUGCCUUGUUAAAGGUUAAACAGUGUCUUUGAGAUAGUGUCUUACUCUAGGUCGGUGUGGUGUAGCAGGUGGCCGACGCGAGCGACCGGAGGCGGGCAGCACUCGCCUCCACAACCUCCUUGUGCCUUCUCGUACCCACUUGUGACUUUCCCGCACCACCACCACCGCCGCCUCCACCGCCUCCACCUCCACCACACGCACCCGACCUCCACACUCGCCCCCACGCCCA
Molecule: messenger RNA, 7272 nt
Organism: Penaeus chinensis
Lineage: Eukaryota; Metazoa; Arthropoda; Malacostraca; Decapoda; Penaeidae
Product: zinc finger protein castor homolog 1-like
Exons: 16
Coding region: 1427-6199 (1590 amino acids)
Biological process (GO): regulation of neuron differentiation; positive regulation of transcription by RNA polymerase II
Cellular component (GO): nucleus
Molecular function (GO): DNA-binding transcription factor activity, RNA polymerase II-specific; RNA polymerase II transcription regulatory region sequence-specific DNA binding
Source: RefSeq, a predicted model, not a curated record